Chara braunii is the source of this 4974-nucleotide messenger RNA. The record is from the annotation of a GenBank genome assembly. Lineage: Eukaryota; Viridiplantae; Streptophyta; Charophyceae; Charales; Characeae.
GUGUCCUCAGUGAGGAUUUGUCGCCAAUUCUUUGUCAGGGCUGCAGUCGGAAGAGGAUAACGCAGGCAAUAUAUUGGGUAAACGAGGAAAGGUAAGGCGAGAUGAGAACCGAUGAAGGGGUUGCUCCUUCGGGUGGUCGUACGGCGGGAGAUGCGCAGGGCAGAAGCGCCCGUGGGGCGCGAGGGAGGGGAGGAAGAGGGGGAAGGCGCGGGAAUGCCUCGGGACCAGGGAUUCUAGGUCUCAUGAUGGGUGCAGGACGGCGUGAUGGAGGACGGCCUGCUAUUGAGGGGAGUCUGAGUAGAAGGGGUGGUGCUGGUGGGUUUGUUGCGGGAGGGUCGCUGGCCCAAUGGAAGGGUGAGCGGCAGCAGCAGCAACUGGGGAUCGGGACUGAUUCUCAUGCUCUUGUAGAUGCGGUGGAGGACCGAGAUUGCGACUGCGGGAGUGGAGCUGUGAAUGAUAAGAUGACGUGGUGUGCUGAAGCGCGGCAGGCAGAAAUUAGCAAUGGUAGAGUCGGGACCGGAGCGGAGAGUUCGGCAGUGUGUGACCGUGAUUCGUAUGUCGUGGCAGAAGAAAGAGAGGAGAAGAUGGCUGAGGCUGCGGUAGAGAGAGAGAGAGAAAGGGAAGCGAAGAGGCCGUGCGAACCGAUGGCCACCGGCCACGAGGAGUCAAUGAGGACAAGCCAAUCAGUGGGCACGGGGAUAUCAGCGACAGAAGGUGGUAAGUUGAAGUCCGAAGCGAUGGAGAGGUUGGAGUGGGGGAUGGAGGUGAUCAUUGGAGGAGGAAAUGAGGGUUGUCUGACGGUAGUGGAGGACCGAGGUGAGGGGGAUUCGCUAAGGAUAAGUGGAAGCGGGCCGUUCUACUCUUGUCUUGCUUAUGAUGGGAUGCCGCCGGAUUCGCAGGCCCAGCGGUUGAGAAGAUCGGAGGAAUGUGGCGAAGAAGCGGCGCAAGGGAGAGAGAGGAGAACAUCGAUGCAACAGUCUGCGGGUAUUGGGGAACGGGAAGAGGUGGAAGGGAGAGAGGGAGGAGAGAGAGAGGUUGUGAAUCACCGUUCAGAUGCUUGGGUGUUGGCAGGGGAUGUAGUAGCUGUCGGUAGUGCGGUCGAUGGUGCUUGUAGUGAAAACGAGGGACGCAAUUGCCCAACUGUGGAUGCGAAGCCUGGUGUUUUGUGCAGGAGGUUCCAUUCGUUAGGCACUGGAGGAGUGCAGCUCGAUGACUUGGAGGAUCUGGAGGAUGAAAGGCCGGGCUUGGGAUACUGUGUCGUUACAGGGGAGACAAGGACCACAUUUGUACGGGAGGGGGGAGUGAUGAUAGGGAAGGAGAAAGAGGGAUAUGGGCAGAAUGGGGGACAGCACUCGUCGACUGGUAAGGUUCCUCCUCCUGCUGCAGGUAAGGAUGCUGCAGACGGAGAUGAAGCUCCCUCGGCGGGAAAACAGCCGCCGCCUUCGACCGGUACCAGUAAGGGUUGUGAGGGCAGCAAGCGAAGGCGAGCGCGAAAUUAUGCCAAAGUGGAAAGGGGGCAGAGACACGAGCGGGACGACACCGGCCGUGUCUGCAAAGGGGAGAGCGGCGGGAGAAGUACUUGCGGCAGUUGGAGAAAGGAGGGAAGUAUGGAUGGGCGAUCACAGAGGGAGUCGAACCUACACCCUCGAUCCGGGGGUUUGGAUGAGGAGGACUGGGCAAUGCUAACAGGGGACGAUGAUGGCGAUGAUGGUAAUGGUUGUCACGAUGGAAGGCGAAGGGGCAAGAAGAAGCUUGAUGAUCUGAGCGAUGGUUUUCUCGUUGUAGGAGGCCGACGUAUCUAUACUGUCAGCCCGUCGUGUGUAAACAAGAAGGAAUACUCGAGUAGGAAUAACACCAGGAUGAGGAAAGGAAAAGAGAACAUUAAGGGGGCGCGCCUCACGGGGGUUACCAGCGGAGUUUGCAUGGACUUCAUCCAGCUAGAUAGUGAUGGCGAUGAUGAGGACGAUGAGGAGGAGGAGGACGAAGAGGAGGGAGAGAUGGUGGCGUUCUCUGGAGAGAAGUGUGACGACGACGAUGUAGAAGAGGAGAGAGGUGCAGGUGCUUUAAUGUCUUGCGGGGAUGGUGUCAGCUUCAGCAGCGAAAGUGACGAUGACGACGACGACGACGAUGAUGAUGAUGAUGAUGAUGAUGAUGAUGAGAAGGAACUAGAAGACUAUGUGAUGAACAUGGAGGACGAGUUUGAUGAAGGGAAUCAUUGGGUGCAGACGAGGAUGACAAGGAUUGACAAGGGAAUAGAUCGCAGCAGUACGAGCAGCGGCAGUGACAGCGAUCCCGACGAGAAGGUAGCAGUGAUAUGCCAUGGGAGAGGAAGGAGAGAAGUCAGGGGAGCUGCUAAAGUGGCUGUCAAGGGACGAAAGCCGACGUUGUGUGAUGACUCGACCUCGCGGGGGACUGCGUGGACAGAUCAUGGAGGGAGGAGAGACGGUCGAGAGGAGGGCCUCGAGCUUCGGUUUGCUGGCAAAAUGGUGCUGAGUGAAGAUGAGGAUGUCGAUGAGGAAGUUGACGAAGAUACGCUGGACUUCAUAUCUGUUGCUGCUGAUCUUCCGGGUAGAAGGAGCCAAAAGAAAAAGUGUGAGAAAAAGAAGGCGCGAAAGACUCGUAAGGGAAAGAAAGGACAACAAGGUGGUGGCAUUGGUGAGGAAGGGGGGGGAAGAGAGAAGAAGGAGGAGCUGUCAUCUCCUGCUGCGAAACGAAAAAGGCGCCGGAGGAAUAUGCGUCAAAACCGGAGAUUACGAAAACUCUGCUCGCGCCCUCUGGAGAUGUGGAGUUUGGACCAAAUGAACGAGGCACUUUUCGCCAUGGUGUUACUGGGAAUCAAGUCUGUCUCGGUGAUAACUAGAGGGGGCAAGAAGGUGGAGCAGAUGUUUCGACUUGCGAUGUUUUAUGGGCUGCGAGCGUCUGUGAAGGGAUGCGAAGAGGUGAAGGAACUAGUGGUGCAGAGAACAGGGCUUAGCAGGACGCCACGUGACAGCGAGCUUGCCCAGUUGGCCGAAAAAUUGAAGAUGACGAUCACGGAGGAACAGUGGCUGAUUGUCGCCGAGCAGAGGGCAGCAGCAAGUGAGGGGCAUGUUGCUCACACGGCCAAGAAGAAGGAAAGAAAGAAGGAUGUGAAACAAAGAGUGCCGAGCGGAAGUACUCCCCUCUCAGAAGGAAGUCGUGCCUGGAGGAGGGCAGUGGAGGCGAGGUUGAUGAGCGAAAGGACCGGCGAGGUGACGGCAAACCAAAAGAAGGUGGCGAAGAACAAGAACAAGAACAAGAACAAGAAGAAGGAUAAGAAGUCGGAGAUGUCCAGGAGUGGUGUGAUUGACUUCGUGUCAGGGGGCGUUAUCCAGCCAGAAGCACGGGUACUUGUGUCUGAGGAGGCGGUGGAGAAUGAGAGACAUGGUGUUGAGGUGGACGAAGAUGGCGAUGGAUUCAGGCCGCUGAGUCAUGAGGGGACUAGACGAAGAGAGAGAGAAGUAGGAGUCGUGGAACGAAAGGUAGCAAGGUCGAAUUGCCUGGAAGAGUUUGGCAGAUUUGAAGCUCAUACUACGGGGUUUGGCUCUCGAAUGCUUGCUAAGAUGGGCUUUAGUGGAGCAGGAGGGGGGUUGGGAAGGGAGGGGACAGGAAUGGCGGAGCCCGUUCUAGCAGUCAUGCGACCAAAGAAUCUAGGUCUUGGGGCAAAGCGAGACGGAGGCAAGCGGUGACUGGGAUGAAUGAUGGAAUAGUUGAGCAACCGUUGUGAACAAUAAUCACGUGCGAAGCUUGGGGCCACACUACUGGCGUUGCCCUCCGAGGCAGUAUGUUCGUUUCCUUCACUGUCUCACCGAGAAUGGUGUUGCCCUCCGAGGCAUUAUGUUCGCUUCCUUCACUGUCUCACCGAGAAUGUUCAUUAGACUCUCUCUCUCUCUCUCUCUCUCUCUCUCUCUCUCUCUCUCUCUCUCUCUCUCUCUCUCUCUCUCUCUCUUUGUGUUUGUGUCUGUGUUUGUUUUCUAUUUGGUCUUCGCCUUUCUUUGGAGAUAACAUCCGCUUGUGUGCUUUCUGCUCCCCUCUAUUCACAACUCGUGCUAUAGUGUACCUUGACGUAGUCUCCGUUUACCACCGUUAUCAUGGCAGUUGGAUCAGAACAUUCGUUUACUGUUUCGUGGCAGUAAACCUCUGCUGUGAGGCCGCGUAUUGUGCGCGACCCAUGGUUCCUGGUUGUGAGGGCUAGACUCCAUAGCUCUUGUAGAUGAGGCCGUUUAUUCGAAGAAUGUGCCCGGGGAGGGUUUGAGAAGAACGUGUCCAUGGGGCCAUCGAGUUGGGUGGGUAUCCGAGUCGGUCAGGCACUCAGGUGCCAGCGAGGGCAAGAUAGGGCUGAAUGCCUUUUGCAGAGGAUGGAGGGAUGAAGGCGAGCGACUGGUAGUCUGUAUUUGGGCUGGCGCACAUUGUAUCUUGUAGGAGUGGCGGAAUGCCAAGAAUAUCAGCCACCUGCUGUGAUGCAUGUUGUGCGUGUUUCCCUGCUGUUGUUAACCGUGCUGAUGCUGUUGUGUUACCUGCGACAACAGCUGUCUGCUGUCCAUCUGAGUGGAGAUGAGAGUGGUAGAAUGUGCAUAUGACAUCAUGGAUAUGCCAAGUAAACCAGAGCGAAGGAAGGGAAUCGAAUGAGAAUCGCAAGAGAAGCCUUACUUCAGCUCCUGCUAUGAGAGCAUGAAUGCAGAGAGUAGUCGUCUCAUUGCGGCAUACUGUUUAUGAGGCUAAGUAAGACAGUUCGAAAACUAGUUAAACAGUGGUGAGUGUUUGAUGUGCGAGGUAAGGUAAGGUUCUUUCCAUGCGAGUCUCUCUUUGACCUUAUCAGGUCAACGGUAUUCGUGAAGCUAGGGACAGAAGUGCAAUCAGACUCAACUUCAGACUUGCUUCCAACAUGCACACACGAGAAAGGAUGGUAAACCAAACUCGUCAACUCAGAAUUAACAACAAACUUGCACUUAAACU